Apis dorsata (giant honeybee) is the source of this 2207-nucleotide messenger RNA. RefSeq lists its product as uncharacterized. Lineage: Eukaryota; Metazoa; Arthropoda; Insecta; Hymenoptera; Apidae. Bases 533 to 2113 code for a protein of 526 amino acids. The transcript is spliced from 8 exons. The record is from RefSeq and is a predicted model, not a curated record.
UAGAAAGAUCAUGAGAUUGAAGAUUUUGAAUGAGUAACGUUUACGCUACGAAGAAACAGGACUUUCAGUUUCUUUUGGGAGUUUGUGAGUGGAACGUCGCGAGUGUAACGGUCACGCUAGCACGCGUGUGAAAGUUUUAUCUUCCGAGCGCCCAGCCUCCUUCAUACAAAGUGUAUUGACAUAGAAAGAAAAUUGAAACAGGCUUGCUUAAAGGAAAGUAAUAUAACGGAGAAUUGCGGAAUUUAUUUUCGAAUCAUGGAGCAGUCCGUUUUCAUAUGACAAACCUGAAUAAGUGCGAGUGAAAGUUCGGUGUAAUACGUGAACAUCAGACAGUGAGCUAUAGUGACGUGAAAGUGGUCGACUAAAAGAGGCGGAAUGCAGAGUGUUGGGCGCUACGGUGUGUACACUGAUCCAUGGUACCAGUGAUAAUAUUAAGAAGAUAUAAAAAAAUGUUGAAAUAUUAAUGAAAAUGAAGGAAUUUAAGAAUGAAAGCAAACAACUAUUUGUUCGAAGUCAAUUAUUCUAGACGAGCAUGCAGCGAUGGUUAUUGGAUGAACCUGCAUCUGAUUUAUGCAGUAGCAAUUAUCAAUCACAAAUUAAGAGAAUGCUGGAACGCGGGAAAUUUUAUUGUAAUGCGGCAAUCGCAACGGCCUUGGCAGUUUCAGAUGAGAACCAAAUUAAUUCUGACAGUGAAAUUACGAAGUUGUCUUUACAUCCAUCGAAUGAAAGAUUUGCUUACAAUAAUCUAUAUGCUAUACCACGAGCUGAUUUACACGAGAUAGAAUGGAUAGAAGCUGACUCGUUAGAUGCUUAUGUUUCAAGAUUUGUAACUGGUUUGUCAACUAUAACACGAAAUAAUUUAAGAAAAUGUUGCCGAACUUCCAGUUAUUCCAAUCAUUCUCUACCAUUGUCAGCUGGUUCAUAUUCUUGUUAUACAUCAGCAAUUUCCAAUCAAAAUUUUUUUCGAGGUAUAACAAUGAAAAACCAAUCCAAUGGAGGACUUGCUAUAAUUCAUGAGGCAAUUCCACGUCCUAUUUGGCCGAUGACAUUUUUUAAUUCGCGCGAUCUUUAUCAAAAUAACGAAAAUCCUGAAUAUGAUACUUCAUACACAUAUUGCGGAUGUUGUUGCGCAUAUAGCUAUUCAUAUUGCGAUUGGCAUUAUGAAAAAUCUAUAAAUAUGUCAGCACAUGAAGUUCUUCUUGAAUUAUCUCAAACACUGGAUUCCAUGAUAGAAGGAAAAAAUAUUAUGACACCAGAAGAAAUAUUACAAAAUAUUUCAUAUCAGAUUGCGCAAAGAAUUGAUUUUAAAGGGGAGUUUUACGAAUAUGUUUAUCAUAAUUCUUCAUUUUUAUCAAGCAAACGAUCAUUUUUAAACGAUACCAAUCCGUAUGAGUUAAGUUGUAAUAAAAAUUCAUCAUCGAAAAUCAAUCCAGUAAAUUCAAAACUUUAUAAUAAUACACGAAAUUCUCAUCUAUAUAAUCCUUGGUAUACUUGCUUAUGUACUUGUGAACGUACUCGUAGAUUUCUAUCUUCAAAAAAUGACCAAGAAAAUACAAUGAGUGAUGAAUUGAAGAGAAAAGAAAGUCCUCUUAUGCUUUUAAUGGAUAAUCAAUACCAAAAAAUAAAAUCAGAAUUAUUACAAAACAAUAUAGAUAAUUCUAAAUCAUAUGGUUGCAAAUGCUUAAAUCAUUCAAUUUUUCAUAAUAAAAAAAUAAAAAAUGUAUAUAUGAAUCGUUAUAUUAAAAAUGAUAUAAAAGAAACGAUUAAUAUCAAUGAAGAAACUAAACAAGAUCGGAAUAAAAUUAUUUCUAAUGAUCCAGAAUAUUCUAAGCAGUUGGAGUGCAGUGAUGGUGAUUCAUUCAACAAAGAUAGAAUCUUCUCAUCCAAUAAAAAUAAUUGGAAUUAUCGUAUGCAAGGAUUCGCUGAAAAUUUAGAUUUCACGCUUGAUGUUUCACGAGCAGAACGUUUGGGUCAUGUAAUUGCAAAAGCAAAACGGAAACGACAAUGGUGCAGAGUUUUAACUGCCUUCUUUGGACUAGUCUUUUUUGUUUUAAGUGUUGUCAUUGUCUCCUUAUCCGUAACGAAAGGUCGUAAAGUAUUUGGAAGUAUGUAAUGUUAUUUACAAAUGAUAAAAACUUAAUCGAAAUACUCUAACUAUUAUAAUAGUAAAUAUAUUGACUGAUACUUGCUUUAUUUCUAGUACCUUA